Astyanax mexicanus (Mexican tetra) is the source of this 1208-nucleotide messenger RNA. It is a transcript of the gene batf3, whose product is annotated as basic leucine zipper transcription factor, ATF-like 3. Gene Ontology annotation, cellular component: nucleus. Gene Ontology annotation, biological process: regulation of transcription by RNA polymerase II. NCBI's taxonomy places the organism in Eukaryota, Metazoa, Chordata, Actinopteri, Characiformes, Acestrorhamphidae. The coding region runs from base 217 to 561 and encodes 114 amino acids. Gene Ontology annotation, molecular function: DNA-binding transcription factor activity, RNA polymerase II-specific; RNA polymerase II cis-regulatory region sequence-specific DNA binding. The transcript is spliced from 3 exons. The record is from RefSeq and is a predicted model, not a curated record.
GUUACUGUGUUAGAGGCGCCCUCGCCCGGCCGCUGCGGGUACUGCAGCCCUGAACAAGUGCACCACGUGACUUAGAAGAAAGUGAGUGAUGGGUAGAGUACCGGUAAGAGCUGUGAGCGGCAGGCCGCUGGUCCACUGCUCCGGAUGAGCUCCGGGAGGAGAGAUGCGCUGAGUUGAGGAGCAGCUGCUGUUUUCUGUGUGAGAAGUGUUACUGCCAUGUCCUCUGCUCCAGACUACUGCCCCCCCAGCCAUGCACCAUCCGCGCGCUCGUGCCUCCGGAGCGAGAGCUCUGAUGAUGAUGAGAGGAGGCUGAAGAGAAGAGAGAAGAACCGAGUGGCGGCGCAGAGGAGUCGUAAAAGACAGACCCAGAGAGCUGAUGAGCUGCACGAGGCGUAUGAGUGCUUGGAGCAGCAGAACAGCUUGCUUAAGAAGGAGGUUCAGCUGUUGCUUGAGGAACAGAAAUGUCUGUCAGAGGCCCUCCAGUCCCAUGAGCCCCUGUGCCCUAUUCUAAACAGCAGUGCUCUUCCAGCAGCUAGGACCAAUGAUGCAAUUCCUCCCUGAGUUUACAAACAAAUUACUGAUGGUAUUUACUGUAUUCAUUCUCAAAAUGUUUUUUUGUAAUUUAAGUUUGUAUUAAAUGUGUUAAUGUUGUGCCUUUUUGAUGUGUUGCUGCUUGAAAAUGAGUGUUGCAGUUUGACACGUAUCAAAAUAUUCUCUAGAAGUUUUUGUUUCUAGAAAAGCGUGUUCAAUAACAAGAUUUCAGUUUCAUUUUUAUGCUGUGGGAACAUCAUUGUGUCAGAUAGUAUUCCAGCUCACGUGAAAUAAAUUAUUACUUCAGGACUGUAUUUCACUAUGUAACCGCAAACCAGUCUAUUUGGUGCACCGCUGUAGUUUAAGUGCCACAAGAAGGAACACUUCUGCUUUACUGAAAGUGCUUGACCAAAAUAUCCUUUCUUUGUUUCAGGAUGUCAUGCUCUACUAUUAACCAUGUUCACUAGUUCUUCAUUAUAUAUGUGACAGUUACUUGUGAAUAGAAUGUACAGAAUUUUUUUAAUUAAUUAUUUUUUUCACAUGCUUGUGAUGUGCAGUGUGUUUGCCCUCAUGUGAAUCUAUUUUUACAGAUACUUGAAUUUUAAAGUGGUUGUAUUUUUCAAGAAGAAUUCCCAAAUUUUAUGUCAUUGAGGUCUAAAUAAAGUUAUUCAGAGUUG